AUGUCCGCUUCGAACCAUACUUUUGACGCGGAGAAGGGUGUCAAUGGUGGUAAUGGUUAUACCGGUGGGCCUGCGCUCCACCAUACCAUUUCUGCCGAUACGCAGCGUGCGUUCCCGGUCUACCAUCGGAAGCUAGCCAACCCUGCCCCACUCGGUCUGUUUGGAUUCGCGUCGACGACGUUGAUUCUCUCGUUGUACAAUGCGGGCGCUCGGGGUAUCACCACUCCGAAUGCUGUUGUAGGCAUGGCUUUGGGCGUUGGUGGACUGUGCCAGCUCUUGGCGGGCAUGUGGGAGUUUGCAACCGGCAACACGUUUGGUGCGACUGCCUUUUCAAUGUACGGUGGCUUUUGGCUGUCGUUUGGCGCGAUCUACUGGCCUGGUUCGGGAAUUCUCGAAGCUUACCAGGGUGAAGCUGCCUCUCAGCUCCCCAGCGCACUCGGUAUCUAUUUGAUUACAUGGAUGAUCAUCACGUUCCUUUUGUUUUUGGCCACGUUCCGGUCGUCGGUUGCACUCUCUGGCGUGUUCUUUUUCCUUAUUUUGACCUUUAUGCUCCUUGCUAUUUCGGAGUUUACCGGAAGUGCUGGUGCGCACAAGGCAGGUGGAAUCCUCGGUUGCAUUACGGCGAUGAUUGCGUUUUAUACUGGUUCGGCCGGGUUGUACAGUCCCGACGCAAGCUACUUUGUCUUGCCUGUGGGUGACUUGCCGAAGCGCCGGGAUGAUUAA
Molecule: messenger RNA, 723 nt
Organism: Rhizoctonia solani
Lineage: Eukaryota; Fungi; Basidiomycota; Agaricomycetes; Cantharellales; Ceratobasidiaceae
Product: glyoxylate pathway regulator
Exons: 6
Coding region: 1-723 (240 amino acids)
Cellular component (GO): plasma membrane
Molecular function (GO): acetate transmembrane transporter activity
Source: RefSeq, a predicted model, not a curated record